Molecule: messenger RNA, 3318 nt
Organism: Papaver somniferum (opium poppy)
Lineage: Eukaryota; Viridiplantae; Streptophyta; Magnoliopsida; Ranunculales; Papaveraceae
Exons: 5
Coding region: 1-3318 (1105 amino acids)
Source: RefSeq, a predicted model, not a curated record
AUGGAUUUCCAAGACUUCACAAUUAUUGACAAGAGCUGGAUAGGACUUCCAAGAGACCACGAUGCAUUCAAAGCAGGAGUUCGAAAUUUCAUAGACUAUGCGAGCUGGGAUUUAGAACCCGACCAGAAAAUAUUUUGUCCUUGUAAGGAUUGCAAUAACAAUAAGAGAGAGCUUGUGUCUGUAGUGCACGGACAUAUUCUGUGGAAUGGCUUUAUGCCGGGAUAUGUGGAUUGGGUAUACCAUGGAGAAGGGGAAGACCAGGUGAGGGAAACAACCAAUACUGGAAAUGUGGUGCAGGACGACGAUGAAGAAAUGUCUGAUUUGCUGCAAGAAAUGAACUAUGACGCCUCCAAUUUUUACAAGUUGCUGAACGAUGCGCAGGUGUCACUAUAUCCUGGCUGUGAAAAGUUUUCAAGAUUAUCCUUCAUUGUGCACUUGCUUCAUGUCAAGUCCCUCGGUGGAUUGAACAUCAAGGGGUUUGAUGCGUUGUUGAGUCUCUUGACCAAAGCCUUUCCGGAUGCCAAACUACCAAAGAAUUUUUAUGAUGCUAGAACAACAAUCAAGGGCUUGGGGCUUGGCUACAUUUUGAUCGAUGCUUGCGAGAAUGAUUGUGUUUUGUUCUGGAAAGAGAAUGCAGAUAAAACUUCUUGCCCGGUAUGUCAUGCUUCAAGAUGGAAAACUACUGAAUUGAAUGUGGAUAACGAAUCAAUCAGAAGAACACCAAGAGGUAAAAACAUUCCAGUAAAGCAAUUGCGGUACUUCCCAUUAAAGCCAAGACUUCAGAGGUUAUUUAUGUCUUCAAAGACCGCUUCUUAUAUGCGAUAUCAUGCCAAAAGACGUCCCAAAGAUGGAGUUUUGAGGCAUCCAGUUGAUGCAGAGACAUGGAAGACCUUUGAUAAGAAGCACCCAGAGUUUGCAGCUGAUCCUCGCAAUGUAAGACUUGCAUUAGCAACUGAUGGGAUGAAUCCGUUUGGGAAUAUGUUGCAUCCACAUAGUACAUGGCCAGUUGUUCUCAUCAGUUAUAACUUACCACCGUGGUUGUGUAUGAAAGAGGAAAAUUUUAUCUUGUCUAUGAUAAUUCCUGGACCCAAAUCCCCAGGAAACGACAUCGAUGUGUAUUUGCAACCACUCAUAGAGGAAUUGAAGGAAUUGUGGGAUGAAGGUGUUGAAACUUACGAUAUUUCAAAGAAAGAGAAUUUUAAAUGUCGUGCAGCAUUACUUGGCACCAUCAGUGAUUUCCCUGCACUAGCUAUGCUUUCCGGGUGGAGCACCAAAGGGGAAUUUGCUUGUCCGUGCUGUGGGCCUGACCGAUGUUCAGAACGACUGAGCAAUGGGGGCAAGUAUUGUUACAUGCAUCAUCGUCGAUACUUGCCUGCUGGUCAUCAUUGGCGCCACCAGAAGUCAGCCUUUGAUGGAGAGAAAGAACUUCGAGAACCACCACAUCUGAUGAAUGGGGAUGAAAUUGCUCAACAGCUGGCUCAUUUUCGACAAGUUCAGUUUGGUAAGAACGCCAAACAGACUGGUCUGACAGAAAUAACACUAGUUACUUUUGAACACAACUGGAAAAAAAAGAGCAUAUUUCAUGAGUUGCCGUACUUAAGCUCAAUUAUAUGUUUUCAUAAUGUCGAUGUGAUGCACGUUGAGAAGAAUAUUUGUGAAACUGUAUUGGGCACAGUGAUGAAUGUAGAAGGGAAAACGAAAGACAAUCUUAAGGCCCGGUUGGAUCUGAUGGACUGGGGAUUACGGCCGGAGUUACAUUUGAGACAAGAGGGAGAUAAAAUAGUGGUGCCAACAGCUUCUUUUGUCAUGUCGCCCAAAGAGAAGGAAUCUUUUUGUAGAACUUUGAAGGAUAUUAAGGUUCCCGAUGGAUACUCAUCAAAUAUUUCUCGGUGUGUGAACGUUAAGGAUCGAAAGAUUAUGGGUCUGAAAAGUCAUGACUAUCAUGUAUUAAUGGAAUAUUUAUUUCCUAUUGCCUUACGUGGACACUUGGAUGGGGAUAUAUUGGAAGCACUGAGUGAGUUAUGUAUGUUUUUUAAAGUGUUGUGUACACGGGUUCUCAAGAUAGAGGAUCUGGAUAAACUACAAGAUAGUAUCGCAAUUACUUUGUGCAAGUUGGAAAGAAUAUUCCCCCCAUCUUUUUUUGUUGUGAUGAUGCAUUUGCCCAUUCAUCUAACACAACAAGCAAAGGAUGCAGGUCCAGUUCAGUAUCGGUGGAUGUAUCCGAUCGAGAGUCUUACUGUAAUUACUUUAGGUAUCUGCUGUUGUACAAAAUUUAAUAAACUUGAAAGGAAUGAGGAUGAUGAGGCGCCACAACCUGAUGAUCGAUUAAUAGUUUUCAAACAAUCCGGUAGGCCCGUUGGAGCUGAAACUUGGGGACAGCUUACGGAGUCAGAGAUGAAACAAAUCCAACUUUAUGCUUUGCUGAAUACCAAAGAAGUGCAGCCAUAUGAGGAGGAACACAAAAGUGAGCUGCAAAGCCGUGGCUUAAGAGACGCCGACGUUAAUAGAAGACACAUCAAAGAGUUUCCUGAUUGGUUUGCAACUAAAAUAUACCAAUUGCAUAAAAAAGGUCAGGUGAGUGAUGAACUAUAUUCGUUGAGUCAAGGUCCUGCUAAAGAAUGUUUGAGUUACAAUGGCUACAUUAUCAAUGGGUUUAGAUUUCAUACAAGAGAGUGGGAGAGUCGACGAAAGUCACAGAAUAGUGGACUGUGUGUCCCUCGGGAAGACGAAGGUGUAGCUGAAGAUGAAAAUGAUUUUUAUGGAGUUGUGAAUAAUAUUAUCGAGGCACGGUAUGUGGGUCAACUCCGAGUUCUUCUUUUCAAAUGCGAUUGGAGACCGAUUGCAGGAACAGAUGAGUUUGGAUUUACUAGUGUCCAUAUGAAUAGAAGAUAUUAUGUGAAUGAACCGUUUAUUUUAGCAUCUCAAGCACAACAGGUUUUCUAUAUCAAUGAUGUAUAUAAUAAACAAAAUGAAGUGGUUAUAAAAACGCAACCUCGUCGGUCUUUCAAUAUUCCAGAAAUAGAUUCGGAUGGGGAGACUGAAACAGAAAGCUCGACUUCUAGUGAGGCAUAUCAAGAAUGGCAUUCAAGCUAUUCGAUAAAAGAUCUUAGAGGAGAGCCACAUCAGGAUCGCAGUGACAGUUUUGUUUGGGAUAGGAACGACGUUCCCCCAGAAACUAUCAGUCGUGCUGCAGCAGCAGUAGCUUGUCGAAGCCAAGAAGAUGAAGAGGAAAAUGACACGGAUGCCGUUUACACCUCUGAUGAUGAGGAUGAGUAUGAAUUUGAUGAUAAUAACAACCGCGAUGAUAUGGAAUUUUAA